AUUAUGGCCGAUAUCUAUUGAAAACAAAAUAAUAAAAUAAGUAUUUUGUUUUGCCAACAAUUCUGUUUUAUUUACAAUUAAUUUUAAUCAAUUUCAAACACCGGAUCUAUAAUCAGUCAUGAGCUUUGAUCCGACCACAUAUGAAGAGACCAGUUUUGAUGCCAUACUUCCCGCUAAAGAACUCAUCAAACAAAUCAAACAAAGUUAUAACAAUAACAAAUACCCACUGGUUGUAGAUAUCGGGUGCGGUCCGGGAAACACCGUAAAACUCUUGGACAAUGAGCUCAAACCGGAACAGAUCAUCGGUAUAGACAUCGACACAGAGAUGAUAUCAUUUGCCAAACAAAACAAUGGACUGAAAAACAGCGAAUACUACGUGCAGGACAUCGGCGCAGACUUUGACAAAUGGGAUCAAAGUCUUCAGAAAGUGAGCGGAAAAGUAUCCGUCAUUUUCUCCAACUAUGCGCUCCAUUGGGUUCGAGAUGUGGAGACGGCCGCCAAAAACAUGUCGCGACUCCUAUCUAACACCGGGAUCAUUGUCGUUGACAUACUAUAUGUCGGUGAUAUAUACCGUAAUGUGAGUGUCGAGCAAAGGGCUAAAUACGAGCAGUGGCUCCGGUAUCCCAGCGAACAGGAGGUGAUCGGCCGGUGGAUGUCGGCCCUCAAAGGCGCCGGACUCACACAGAUUGACAUUAAAUUCUGGAGACCGAAGUGCAUAUACCCUGAGAAAGUAUACGACGAGUUCAUUCAGUAUCCCAUCAAUUGGUAUAAACAGUAUCUGAAAGACAAUGUGGACUCCGGUGUCAAUGUAGACGACCUGUUAAAGGAUCUCAUACUGAAAGACAGGGCCAGAAAAAUGUCUGAAAAGUCACCCAAAGGUGAAGACCUGAUUGAAAUCAAACAGGAAUUAUGGAAUUUUGUGAUCAGAAAAUAA
Oppiella nova is the source of this 934-nucleotide messenger RNA. Lineage: Eukaryota; Metazoa; Arthropoda; Arachnida; Sarcoptiformes; Oppiidae. The record is from the annotation of a GenBank genome assembly.